Molecule: messenger RNA, 1110 nt
Organism: Zingiber officinale
Lineage: Eukaryota; Viridiplantae; Streptophyta; Magnoliopsida; Zingiberales; Zingiberaceae
Product: protein TIFY 10b-like
Exons: 5
Coding region: 237-956 (239 amino acids)
Biological process (GO): regulation of jasmonic acid mediated signaling pathway; response to wounding; regulation of defense response
Cellular component (GO): nucleus
Source: RefSeq, a predicted model, not a curated record
AAGCAACCAAAACGUGCUGCUUGCUUUUGGACAUUGUUUUAAUCCCUUCCACUUCAAAAAAAUCCACGUGAUUCUCGAGUACUCCCUCUCCGAUCUCUUUCCACUGUGCCCUUCUUCUCCUUUUCCUCAUCAGCCACAGGGUUAUUGUCAUAAAUCAGCUUGAACCCUGCGGUAGUAUUGCCGAUAUAUGGAACCUGGAACCGAAAUGAUCGAGUCACGAACGAACUAGCGGAGAGAUGGUGGAUCAGAGGACGACGGUGAGUAACAAGGGACAGAAGUCCAAAUUCUCUAAGACAUGCAGGUUGUUGAGCCACUACUUGAAGGAGAUGGGCAGCCUCCGCGGUCUCGCCCUUCACAUGGCUCCAGUAGGUAAAUCUUUGGCACCCACAGCGACCAUGAACUUGCUGCCUGGAGUCGGUGCGUCUCGAGAAGACCAAACCCAAACUGAGAACCAUCAAAAAAGAGAGCCUCUGAAAUCGACGGAUCUCUUUCCCCAUAACUAUGGAUUUGAUUCAGAAAUCAAGCUUCUGCCCAAGGGACAGCUGACCAUCUUCUAUGGUGGCAGAGUACUGGUUUUCGACGAUUAUCCACAAGACAAAGCCAAGAAUCUGAUGCAUAUGGCACGCAAAGUGAAUACUAUUGGAGCUCAACACUUUUGUUUCUCCACUGCGGAUUGCCAUCCCAAACUUGACUCAACUUCUCUACCGGCUUCCUCUGCUGCUCCGGUGGCGGCGACGUCGCAAGUUAGCCUGUCAAUGGCCAUUGAAUCGGACAUGCCCUUAGCCAGAAGGAACUCCCUGCAUAGAUUCUUAGAGAAGAGGAAGUACAGCAGGAUCUGCACUAAGGCACCCUAUCAAAUCCGUGGAUCUCCUGCAUCAGCCAUUGAGGCCGAUCCUGAAUCCAGCCAAUCCUGGCUCAACCUUGGCACGCAGCGCACAGCAAAUAGCAGGCCUUAAUUAUAUUAGGAUGAGCUUAGUUUUUUCAUAUAUAUACACUAAUGCUAUAGUUCGGAUGCAUGUUCAUGCUUUAUUUCUAUGUGUUUAUGGAUCUUGUAUUUAGGGUUGUAAAUGAACCAAGCGUUCGUGAACAAGUUUGGUGUUCGGCUUGGUA